This is a messenger RNA of Aureococcus anophagefferens, 675 nucleotides long. RefSeq lists its product as hypothetical. The record is from RefSeq and is a predicted model, not a curated record. The annotation marks the transcript as partial. The transcript has a single exon. Lineage: Eukaryota; Pelagophyceae; Pelagomonadales; Pelagomonadaceae.
AAGUACGAGCGCGAAUCCGCCGGCGCCUGGCACGCGUUCUACAAGCGCAACGCGGACAAGGCCUACAAGGACCGCCACUAUUUGGACGACGAGUGGUCGGAGGCGUUCGCCGCGGACUCGGGCCUCGUCGUCGAGGUCGGCUGCGGCGUCGGCAACGCCCUGUUCCCCGUGCUCGCGUCGCACCCGCGCUGGCGCGGCGUCGCCGUCGACUUCGCCGCGAGCGCGAUCGACCUGCUGCGGAAGCGGCCGGACUACGACUCGGCAAGAGUAAUGGCGGCGACGCGCGACGUCGUCCGCGACGAGCUGCCCGUCGCGGACGGCGCCGCGGACGUCGUCACGUGCCUCUUCGUGCUGUCGGCCCUCGCGCCGGAGACCAUGGCGGCCGUCGCGGGGAAGCUCGCGCGAAAGCUCCGGCCGGGCGGGUCGCUGCUCUUCCGCGACUACGGCCGCUACGACGAGGCGCAGCUGCGCUUCAAGAAAGGCCACCGCCUCGGCGACAACUUUUACGUCAAGCAGGACGCGACGCGCUGCUUCUACUUCGAUUUGGACGACGCCGCGGCCGUCUUCGCCGCGGACUUUGAGCGCCGAGACCUCCGCUUCGUCUGCCAGCAGCACGCGAACCGCGCGCAGCAGAAGCGGCGGCGGCGCGUCUUCGUCCAGGGCCACUUCAUAAGG